Molecule: messenger RNA, 1056 nt
Organism: Equus quagga
Lineage: Eukaryota; Metazoa; Chordata; Mammalia; Perissodactyla; Equidae
Gene: PAX4
Product: paired box 4
Biological process (GO): regulation of transcription by RNA polymerase II; anatomical structure development
Molecular function (GO): RNA polymerase II cis-regulatory region sequence-specific DNA binding; DNA-binding transcription factor activity, RNA polymerase II-specific
Source: RefSeq, a predicted model, not a curated record
AUGCCGCAUGAUGGGAUCAGCAGUGUCAAUCAGCUGGGGGGGCUCUUUGUGAAUGGUCGGCCCCUGCCCCUGGACACUCGGCAGCAGAUUGUGCGGCUAGCUGUCAGCGGGAUGCGGCCCUGCGACAUCUCACGGAGCCUUAAGGUAUCCAAUGGCUGUGUGAGCAAGAUCCUAGGGCGUUACUACCGCACAGGUAUCUUGGAGCCCAAGGGGAUUGGGGGAAGCAAGCCACGUCUGGCCACACCCGCUGUGGUGGCUCGAAUUGCCCAGCUGAAGGGUGAGUGCCCGGCCCUCUUUGCCUGGGAGAUCCAACGCCAGCUCUGUGCUGAGGGGCUUUGUACCCAGGACAAGACUCCUAGUGUCUCCUCCAUCAAUCGGGUCCUGCGGGCACUACAGGAGGACCAGAGACUGCCUUGGGCACAGCUCAGGUCGCCAGCUGUUUUGGCUCCAGUUCCUCGUACUCCCCACGGUGGCUCUGAGGCUCCCCGGGGUCUCCACCCAGGGACUGGCCACCGGAAUCGGACUAUCUUCUCCCCAGGCCAAGCUGAGGCUCUGGAGAAAGAGUUCCAGCGUGGGCAGUAUCCUGAUUCAGUGGCCCGUGGAAAGCUGGCUGCUGCCACCUCUCUGCCUGAGGACACAGUGAGGGUCUGGUUUUCCAACCGAAGAGCCAAAUGGCGCCGACAACAGAAGCUCAAGUGGGAAAUGCAACUCUCAGGUGCUUCCCAGGGUCUGACGUUAGCAAGUGCUUCCCCAGGGAUCGUCUCUGCACAGCAGUCCCCUGGCAGUAUGCCCACAGCAGCCCUGCCUGCCCUGGAAUCCUUGGGUCCCUCCUGCUGUCAGCUGUGCUGGGGGACAGCAUCAGAGAGGCAUCUGAGUGACACCCCACCCCAAGCCUGUCUCAAGCCCUGCUGGGGUAAGAAUCCAGGCCAGCCGAGCUGCCUGGAUUCAGCACUACCUUGCCAUCCUUGCCCCUCCUGCCACUGCCCUGUCGCCGGUCUUGGUGCCCAUCAGGCCUUGCUCUGGCCUGGCUCCCCACAACUGCAAGGCCUGGAAUGA